Messenger RNA from Dipodomys ordii (Ord's kangaroo rat), 471 nucleotides. RefSeq names its product keratin-associated protein 9-3-like. The record is from RefSeq and is a predicted model, not a curated record. Gene Ontology annotation, cellular component: keratin filament. The transcript has a single exon. Bases 1 to 471 code for a protein of 156 amino acids. Lineage: Eukaryota; Metazoa; Chordata; Mammalia; Rodentia; Heteromyidae.
AUGGCCUGCUGCGCUACCAGCUUCUGUGGGUUUCCCAGCUGCUCCACCAGUGGCAACUGUGGCUCUAGCUGCUGCCAGCCAAGCUGCUGCCAGCCCAGCUGCUCCCAGUCCAGCUGCUGCCAGCCCAGCUGCUCCCAGUCCAGCUGCUGCCAGCCAAGCUGCUGCCAGUCUAGCUGCUGCCAGCCAAGCUGCUGUGGAACCAGCUGUGGUAUUGGAGGUGGCAUCAGCUGUGGCCAGGAGGGAGGCUCUGGAGCCAUGAGCUGCCGCGUCAGAUGGUGCCGCCCAGACUGCCGCGUGGAGGGCACCUGCCUGCCACCCUGCUGCGUGGUGAGCUCCACACCCCCCACCUGCUGCCAGCUGCACCAUGCCCAGGCCUCCUGCUGCCGCCCAUCCUACUGUGGACAGUCCUGCUGCCGCCCAGCCUGCUGCUGCCACUGCUGUCAGCCCUCCUGCUGUGAGCCCACAUGUUAA